CGUUUCAGUCCCCCAAUGUAAAUCGUCAACGGGGCGUUUCGUCGUUGGGAAAGAAACUGCUCCCGAUUUGGAUAUACCAAUUGGAGUCUCUCAGAAACUGAAUAUUCAAUUCUGUUCUUUCCAAUUUCCAAAGAUGGCUGACGGGAACGCGCACUCGCGGUACGUGAAGUUGACGAAGGAUCAAGCGCCAUUGGAGGAGAUCACCCCCGGAGAGCUCAACCAACCCAUUCAAAUCCCUCAGUUAGUCGUUCAUAAAUGUAAUGAAUGUGGGCAACCGCUACCUGAAAGCUAUCAUCCACCUGCUGAUGAAGAUUGGACGACUGGAAUUUUUGGCUGUACAGAAGAUUCUGAAAGUUGCUGGACAGGGCUCUUCUGCCCGUGUGUUUUGUUUGGACGUAAUGUUGAAGCUUUGCAUGAUAUUCCUUGGACCAAUGCAUGCGUUUGUCAUGGCAUGUGUGUUGAAGGUGGAAUUGCACUUGCAGCUGCGAUAGGUCUCUACCAUGGUAUUGAUCCUAAGACAUCAUUUCUCAUUUGCGAGGGCCUGUUAUUUGCUUGGUGGAUGUGUGGCAUCUACACUGGUCUGUUUCGACAAUCAUUGCAGAAGAAAUAUCAUCUUAAGAACUCACCAUGUGAUCCCUGCCUAGUGCAUUGCUGCAUGCACUGGUGUGCCAUUUGCCAGGAGCACAGGGAGAUGAAGAAUCAUCUAUCUGAUAAUGCCGACGUGGCCAUGACCAUUGUUAACCCUCCACCAGUUCAGGAGAUGAGCACCGGUGAGACCAAGGAAACUGAAUCGUCUGCAGCAACAGCAUCUUCUGGAAAUGGCGAGCAAAGCAAUCUGGAAAUUCAGCCUUCCUAGGAUUUUAACUUUGCUUAUACAGAAGUCAAAAAGAAAUUCUUUCCCGUAUUUCAAUUUCUUUUUGAGGGUGAGAAGUGGAUCAACAUGUGCAGAGAGCCUUACGUCAAAGUGCUAAGUUUUUGGGUGUUUGAAAAUUAUUGUACAUCAACGAGACUGGACUACCAUGGUAGCAACAAUGUAACACCGAUAUAUAUUUGGCAAGUUAAUGUGAACAUCAAUUAAUCAA
This is a messenger RNA of Corylus avellana, 1082 nucleotides long. RefSeq names its product PLAC8 family protein. NCBI's taxonomy places the organism in Eukaryota, Viridiplantae, Streptophyta, Magnoliopsida, Fagales, Betulaceae. The record is from RefSeq and is a predicted model, not a curated record.